Pestalotiopsis fici W106-1 is the source of this 1662-nucleotide messenger RNA. RefSeq lists its product as uncharacterized. Lineage: Eukaryota; Fungi; Ascomycota; Sordariomycetes; Amphisphaeriales; Sporocadaceae. Gene Ontology annotation, cellular component: membrane. Gene Ontology annotation, molecular function: carbohydrate:proton symporter activity. Gene Ontology annotation, biological process: carbohydrate transport; transmembrane transport. The transcript has 3 exons. The record is from RefSeq and is a predicted model, not a curated record. The coding region runs from base 1 to 1662 and encodes 553 amino acids.
AUGGUCAAGUUGGUACCAGUGCGGACUGGGCACCAGGACAACGCCCAUGGCGUUCCUACCUACUGGUCCAAGAGUGGCCACACACUCCAGAAAUACAUCACGGCCCUAGCGACGACCGACUUCUUGCUCUUCGGUUACGAUCAGGGUGUCAUGGCCGGUAUCAUUUCGUCUCCUGCCUUUGUGUCUGAUUUCCCCGAGACCGACGGUGACAGCACCUGGCAAGGUUUUGUCACCUCCAUCUACGCUGUCGGUUGCUUCUUUGGCGCUCUGUUCACUCUCAUGUAUGGUGACCGUCUUGGUCGAAGAUACUCCAUCUUCCUCGGUGCCUCUGUCAUGAUUAUCGGUGUGAUUAUUCAGAUCUGCUCCGUUCCCCCUGGAUAUGGCGCUACAGCACAGUUCAUCAUUGGACGAUGCAUCACAGGAAUUGGUAAUGGUAUCAACACAUCCACUGUUCCCACGUAUCAGGCCGAAUGUUCUGCUGCACACAACCGUGGCAAGCUCAUUUGUAUCGAAGGUGGAAACGUCGCCGUCGGUACCUUGAUUGCCUACUGGAUUGACUACGGCUGUACCUAUGGACCCCACCCCUUUGUCUGGCGAUUCCCCAUCGCUUUCCAGAUUGCCUUCGCCGUGGUGAUUCUCGUCCUCAUGCUGCGACUUCCCGAGUCCCCACGAUGGCUUCUCUCCCAUGGCCGUGAAGAAGAGGCCAAUACGGUACUUGCUGCCCUUGCCGACAAGCGACGUGAGCACGAAGAGGUCCAGACCCAGAUCACGGUCAUCAACGACGCCAUCCGUGCCGCUGGUAUGCGCAGCGGUAACACUUCCAUGAAGGAGCUCUUCACCAACGGCAAGACCCAGCACUUGCGCCGUCUCCUCCUAGGUGCCGGUUCCCAAAUGAUGCAGCAGCUGUCUGGUUGCAACGCCGUCAUCUACUACUUCCCCAUUCUUUUCCAGACCUCGAUUGGAACUUCCGAGAACUUGGCGCUUCUGCUCGGUGGUGUCAACAUGGUUGUCUACGCCCUCUUUGCUUGCACCUCCUGGUACGCCGUCGAACGCCUCGGUCGCCGCAAGCUCUUCUUCAUUGGUACCAUCGGACAAUGCUUGUCCAUGGUUCUCGUUUUCGGCGCUCUGAUUCCCGACACGACCUCUGCUGCCAAGGGCGCAGGUGUUGGUCUCUUUACCUACAUUGCCUUCUUUGGUGCCACCUGGCUGCCUCUUCCCUGGUUGUACCCCGCCGAGAUCAACCCCCUCAAGACCCGCGCGAAGGCCAACGCCACCUCGACUGUGUCCAACUGGAUCUGGAACUUCUUCAUUGUUAUGAUUACUCCCGUCCUGGUCGACUCCAUUGGCUGGGGCACUUAUUUGUUCUUUGCCGCGCUCAACGCCAUCUUCUUGCCCAUCCUGUACUUCUACUACCCUGAGACGGCUGGUCGUUCCCUCGAGGAGAUCGAUGUCAUCUUUGCCAAAGGCCACGACGAGAACAUUAGCUACGUCAAGGCCGCCAAGAUGUUGCCCAAGCUUGACGCUCAACAGGUUCGCGACUACGCUCGCAAGUACGGUGUUGAGAAUGAGGUUUCCGAGGAGGAUGACCUCGAGUCGUCCCCUCGCAUCUCCCGCGAGAAGGAUGAAGUCGACAACCGCGAGAACGCUGGUGUCUUGUCUUGA